AUGAACACCGACCAGCUUACUUGCACGUACGACUCUUCGCAGGAGCUGAAGUGGACCUCGAUUGCGAACCACAACAAGUGGGGUUACCUUUCUUUCUCCAACCGCAAGGAUGACCAAGGCCGCCCGAUCGCCACCACGUUGGAGAAGAGCGGCAAGCCUGCUAAGCCCGUGAAGUUUGACUUUUUGACGUGUGCCGCCCCGAAUGGAAAGCCUGGCUACAUGGGCUUCGGUUCGGGUAAGCUGAAGAACGGCAAGCACGUCGGUCAUGUUCGUCUGCAGAGCGAUCAUUCCAAGUGCCUAGCCGUCGAAUCGAUCAAGAGCGAAACGCACUUGAUUCUGGAGGACUGCAACCUCGAUGACACCAAGGUGCAGCGCUACCAGUUCUUCGGUCCCUCAAUCAACUACAUUACCAUGGGUCUGCAGCGGAACCCUUACCUGUCGAACGAUACGACGCAAGGUAACUUUUUUGUCGAUCAACAGGAGGCUGGUAAGCCUUUCAAGCUGGUGUUCAACACGAGCCCGUCCAAGGAUGCCUUGUACUGGAACCCCCGACCUGAGUGA
Messenger RNA from Malassezia japonica, 561 nucleotides. RefSeq lists its product as uncharacterized. Lineage: Eukaryota; Fungi; Basidiomycota; Malasseziomycetes; Malasseziales; Malasseziaceae. The record is from RefSeq and is a predicted model, not a curated record. The transcript is spliced from 2 exons. The coding region runs from base 1 to 561 and encodes 186 amino acids.